Eurytemora carolleeae is the source of this 4149-nucleotide messenger RNA. RefSeq lists its product as uncharacterized. Gene Ontology annotation, molecular function: RNA polymerase II transcription regulatory region sequence-specific DNA binding; DNA-binding transcription factor activity, RNA polymerase II-specific. Gene Ontology annotation, biological process: regulation of transcription by RNA polymerase II. The transcript is spliced from 2 exons. Lineage: Eukaryota; Metazoa; Arthropoda; Copepoda; Calanoida; Temoridae. The record is from RefSeq and is a predicted model, not a curated record. Bases 20 to 3940 code for a protein of 1306 amino acids. Gene Ontology annotation, cellular component: nucleus.
CAGAGAAGAUGGUUCAGUUAUGGAAACAACGCAAAAGCUGAAAAGGUCGAGACUAAAUGGCUUGAUCGUUGAUCAUCAUUCUGUAAUCCCAGGCGGAAAGAAACGCUCGAGGACUCGAAAGAUGAGUAAAAUGAAGAAAAAGAGAGUAAUGAAGCCUGAUCGCAGGUUUCCAUGCGAUCUUUGUGAGUUUUCUUCAACACGACCCUCGUAUCUGAAAAUACACAAAGAUUCCAAACAUUUAGGGAUUAAAGCUUUUACAUGUAAACAUUGUGAGUUUGGUACAACCAAAUCUUCAUAUUUAAAAUUCCAUGAAGAAUCCAAACAUCUUGGAGUUAGAUAUCCAUGUGACACGUGUGAUUUCGAGGCCGUGAGUACCUCUGAGUUAAAAAAGCACACAGAGAUUAAACAUGAAGGUGUGAAGUAUCUUUGUGAUCAAUGUGAAUACGUAGCGUUUACAGCUGCGGCUGUUAAGUGUCAUACAAUGAGUAAACAUUUAAACGUUAAGUACCCGUCAGAUGAGAAAAGAUUUUCUUGUGAUAAAUGUGAAUAUUCUACAUCAAGACAAUCUUAUUUAAAACUGCACAUUGAUGCUAAACAUUUAGGAAUCAAGUCGCAUUUGUGUGAUCAAUGUGGUUUCUCCACAACUAAGGCAUCUUACUUGAAGUUCCACAAGGAGUCAAAGCAUUUAGGAGUCAAAUACCCGUGUAAUGAUUGUGAUUAUGUUGCGACUAGAGGAACAGAUUUGAAAACUCAUCGGGAAAACAAACAUGAUGGUGUGCAAUAUAUGUGUGAUAAAUGUGAGCAUGUUACAACUACUUUAGCACUCUUGAAGAAGCAUGCGAAGAGAAAGCAUGAAGGAACUAGAUUUCCAUGUGAGUUCUGCAAAUAUUCAGCAGCAACUAUAGAACUUCUAGAUAGACACAAACAGAGAAAGCAUGAUAGAUCAAAGACGGGUAGAAAGUAUGCCUGCAACCAAUGUAAUUUCUCUUCAAGUCGGCCAUCUUAUCUAAAGAUUCACAUCGAUUCAAAACAUCUAGGAAUUAAGACGUUUUCCUGUAGUGAAUGCAUAUUUUCCACAGCAAAAGCGUCGUAUUUAAAAAGACACAUUGUUUCUAAACAUUCAGGAUCCAGUCAUUCUUGUGAUCAGUGCAAUUAUGCUGCUUCCAGAUUAACUGAUUUAGUAAAGCAUCGUGAGCACAAGCAUUUAGGAGCAAACCGGUCAUGUGAGCAAUGUCAGUUUGAAGCAGAAACUACAGCAGAGUUGAAGAAGCAUGUUAAGAGUAAACAUGGUUUAUAUAACACCGACACAAAACAAAAACAUUCUUGUGAUGAGUGUGGUUAUUCCACGACAAGACAAUCGUAUCUCAAGGCGCACAAACAUUUUGAACAUCUUGGUAAAAGAGCGUUUAAAUGUGAUCUCUGUGAGUAUUCUUCAAUUAAAUCUGUGAAUUUAAAAUUGCACAAGGACUCUGUCCACUACGGGGUGAGGUAUCCCUGUGAUAAUUGUGAAUUUACAGCAGCCCGGCAAUCAGAUCUAAACAAGCAUCAGACGCUGAAGCAUCAAGGCGUUCUGUAUUCUUGUGAAACAUGCGAGUUUAAGACUAACAUUUCUCUACAGUUGAAAAGACACAACAAGAUGAACCAUCCUGAAGUCAGGUUUCCUUGCGAGUUCUGCAAGUAUUCUGCGUCCAGUUCCUUGUAUCUCCAGAGACACAAGGAGAGAAAGCAUCAAGCUGUCAGGUUGGACAAUUUUGAAAUCAAUUAUUCAGUCACCAACAUAGAUAUUCGUGACAAUAUUCGUAGUAUGGAUAUUCAUGAUGAUGCCCAUGAAAUGGAUAUUCAAAAUGCUGCUCAUAGAAAGGAUAAUUAUGACGAACCACGUGACUUGGAUAUUCAUGAUGAUGGCCAUAAAAUGGAUAUUCAAAAUGAUGCUCAUAGAAUGGAUAAUUAUGACGAACAACGUGACUUGGAUAUUCAUGAUGAUGCCCAUGAAAUGGAUAUUCAAAAUAAUGCUCAUAGAAUGGAUAAUUAUGACGAACCACGUGACUUGGAUAUUCAUGAUGAUGCCCAUGAAAUGGAUAUUCAAAAUAAUGCUCAUAGAAUGGAUAAUUAUGAUGAACCGCGUAACUUGGAUAUUCACCGUGAAGCCCAUGAUCUGGAUAUUGAUAAUGAAGCCCUUAGAUUGGAUAUUCAUAAUGAAGCUCGUAGAUUAGAUAUUCAUUAUAAAGUCCGUAGAUUGGAUAAUUAUGAGGCACCAAAUAUUAUGGAUAUCAGUGAUGCAUCCCAGGGCUUGAAUACUCGGCAUAAAAACGUCAACCAGAAUUUGCGACAUGCAGAUUCCCAUUUUGAUAUCCAGCAUGCUGACUCUAAUUAUGAUUUUCAGCAAUCGUUUAGAGGUGUUGGUAUUCAGCACUCUGAAGCUAUCCAGCAUGUAGUCCAAAGUUUUGAUAUUCAGCAUGCAACCACUACCUCAAAUAUUCAGCAUGCAUCCUCCUCUGAUUCAAAUACUCGGCAUGCAGUUCAAAGCUUAGAUAUUCAGUAUGCACCCACGAAUUCGAAUUUUCAGUAUUCAGUCGAAAACUUAAAUAUUGAGCAUGAUGCUGCCAACAACAUGAAUAUUCAGCAUGUAUCUACACCCUUGGAUAUACAGCAUGCUGUUUCUGAGAUGAAUAUUGAGCAGCAUAAUCCUGAAUAUUUUGCCACAAAAUCCACAAUAUCUUCCUUUCUAAUAUCCAAUACUGAAGUAAUAACAGUUACAGCGUACCCCGAACCUAUCUAUUCCACGGCAGCUACAGCCUUGGAAACCCCAAAGAAACGUGAGAGAAAAAAAUCAGAUAAAAUGUUUUCAUGCGAAAAAUGUGAGUUUUCCACAACUAAAAGCUCUUUAAUGAAGGUACACAGGAAUUCUGAACAUCUGGGCAAAAAAUCUUAUCCCUGUGACCUUUGUGAAUAUGACACGUACAAAGCCUCGUAUUUAAAAGCACAUAAAGAUUCCGUUCACUUUGGUGUGAGAUAUCCGUGUGAUCAAUGUGAUUAUAGUGCACGGCGUCUCUCGGUUUUGAAGAAUCAUCAAGAGAUCAAGCAUCUUGGAGUUAGUCAUACUUGUAAUCAAUGUGGAUAUGUAGCAGUUACUUUGAAGGGACUAGAGAAUCAUGUUAAAAGAAAGCAUAAAUCCGAAGAUCAACCCGAAGCUGAAAAGAGGUUUUCCUGUGAUCAGUGUGAUUAUUCUUCAACCCGUGGUUCCUACUUGAAGGUGCACGUAAACACUAAGCAUCUUGGGGUUCGACCCUUUUCAUGCAACCAGUGUGAGUUUACUACAACCAAAUCAUCUUAUUUAAAAGUACAUAUGGACUCUAAACACUUGGGAGUGCGAUUCUCUUGUGAUCAAUGUGAAUUUAGUGCAAUUCGGAAAACAGAUUUGAAACAUCACGUUGAGAAUAAACACAGAGGAGUUACAUAUCCCUGUGACCAUUGUGACUAUAUUGCAACGACUGCUUUUAGUUUAAAGAAACAUGUUAAGAGCAAGCAUCUUGGUGUACGGUUUCCAUGUCAAGUUUGUGACUUUUCCGCAGCAAGUGCUUUUGAGCUGAGAAGACACAGAGAAAUUAAGCAUGAAGGAGUUAGGAUCAAAUGUGAUGAGUGUGAUUAUUCGGCGACCAGAGCAGAAAUCUUAAAGACGCACAAGAUGAGAAAACAUCUAAAGUUAAAAAACUUCAAGUGUGGUCAAUGUGAGUUUGCAGCGUCCAAAAUGUCGAGUUUGAAAGAGCACAUUGAUGGUGUUCACCUGGGGGUGAGAUAUCCAUGUGAGUAUUGUGAUCAUGUUUCAUCAUUCAGAUCAAAUCUAAGUGAACACAAGAAGAGGAAACAUGGAGGUAUGAAAGGAUCAAAAUCAUUGUCUGGAACUGCAUCUAAAAGUUCUGAGAAUGAAAGUUUAGAAUAAUUUUCUGUCAUAUUUUGAUAAAGAAAAGUCUUUCUUCAUUGCCAACCUGUUUUUUAUCUAUAUAAUUUGUUGUUACAGUGAGGCCAAUAAAAAUGUGGAACAGGAAAACGACAUAAAAGCAAUACUUCAGUGUAUUUAAUGCUGUUACAAAGCAAAUAGUUGUACUAGUAAAUUAUUAUAUCACUUGACUAAUAAAAUGAGUCUGGUUA